GGAGACAUACUUAUAGAUGGAUGCACAAUCAAACAACAGUCAACGAGGCAACAAUCUGUAUACUUUGAGAAAUACUUGGAGAAUUACAUAUUUUUGAGGAGACUACUGCCAGCAAACAUUUUGAGGACUGAAAUCCUAAUGAGCUUGAUUAGGAUUCACAUUUUUUUCCUAUAAUAUCUCACCAUUUUUGAGAGGCCAGAAUGGAAGGAAACAGCAGUGUCAUGGUCUUUCCACCAGAUAUAACAACGUAAGUUGUAGUUUAGUGAAAAAAAGAAGUUAGAAAAGAUUGAUUCAAAGGUCUUAGAACAGCACACUAUUGAUACCAUUGAUACCUCUUCCAACAACAACGACAUUGGCAGUCUGGGAACGAGGGAAGAAACAGUUAAUGGAACAGUUUUUUAAACCUGUUCAUGGUGCUUUUCCACUGGAUGAGAUGAAGCCACAGAAAAAACACCACCAUCAUCACUUUGACCACCAACAAAGCACUCAUUCAAACAGGUACACAAAACUCGACGACACUGACAGAAAUACAGAUGAUAGCCAAGGGCACCGUCGCCUCCAUCAACAGAAUCAGUACCUCAGUGACGGUUCUCACCACGGUGCCCAUUAUCCUCAUCAGUUUCACCAAGGUGAAGAUGAUGGAAAACUUUACAACAACCACACUCCUAUAACUCUCUCCAGGGCGUCUUCCUCCUCCCUCUCCUCCACGUCUUCAUCUUCCUCCUCCUGGUUCACGGAGGAGAGUGCAAGUGAUGCCUUCUCUCUUCGUCAUGCUGAGCGACCGCCACAUUCCUUGUCCUGCUCCAAUAUCCCAGAUGUGCGCAGGGUUUUCAGGGAGGAUGACGGCAGUGGACCCGUUGUCUUUGCUUCUGUCAAGCACAACAAAAAAGGAAAUGUUGACAGGAUACAUGAUGGUUCACAACUUAGCCGAAAGUCUGAGUUUUCUGCCCUUAAAAGGGGUCACAGCCGGAGUGAUGAAGCCCUUCUUCAGUGCAUUGAAGGUGAAAGUCAAUCUGAAGAAUCACACAAUAACUUGUACAAAACAACUAGUUUGAACAGAAGCCUGGCUUUUAGUGAGGAGAACAUCCUUUUAGGGGUGCCCAGGGGUCCCAAAAGAGCAGUUUCUUCUACCCAGCUACCCAGCAAAGGGAUACUCAAAAAUAAGGAGAAUCACAGUGACGUCCGUAAGGCUAAGUCAAUGGAGGUGCUCUCUCCAAGAGUGGCCAAGGGAGAAGGUCAGAGCGGGCAGAAAGGCAAAGGGUCCGCUCUAGCUGAGCUAGAGCAGGCUCGGACAAAUUUUGUGGAGGGAAAGUUACAAUUCUCAGCUUUUUUAGAUGAGAUUACAAAACAGGUCAUGAGUCCAUCCGCUCUCACCAUCUUGGGUGUGAACGAUACAUCUCCAGAGAAGACCUCUUCCUUGGGGUCGAUAGCUGAUCCAGUCAAGCCACAGCUUCCACCCAAAAAGCACAGAGGGGGCAGAGGUGGUGAGAUGAAGCAGGCUCCGACGCAGCCCAGCAAACACAUGAAAGCCUGCAUCAGCUCUGGAAAACACUCGGACUGCUCCGAUACUGAAAAACUGAUCUCAUACGCAGCUAGGAACCACCAGGGAAGCCCGCCGCCUGGUCAGUACUCCCACUCCACCGGCCACAGUCGUAAAGAAAGGAGGCCUUCACCCAUCGGAGGCACCAUGUUAGGGGACAGAUACGGCAGAUACGGCUCCCACCUUACAGAUGGAACCAGCACCAGCCCCGAGCCCAGCCAACCCAAACAAAGGCACCACCGCAAACACAACCAACACCCGCACAGCCAGCACUUCCCUCAACAGAUGCAUCUAGAACCUGAGAUCCAAGGGCCAAGCAACUCCCCUCCAGCCUCAGUCCAGGGUGCAGGAACAGGCUUUGGAUCUGAGUCCUCAUCCACAAAAUCGGACUCAUCCAGGACCAGAGAAACGCCCUCCACAUCUGCCAGUCACAGCUCUGAGCAGAGCGGCAGACAGCAUUCCCAGUAUAUGGGGGUCUCUAAACAGCACAGGGACAUUUUGUAUGAUGCUGGACACCUUCAGGCGCUGCAGGAGGAGAAUGCUGAUCUUCACCAGAACUUGCUCCAGACGGUAGUUUGCAUUGAGAGCUUGGAGGCAGAACUGCACAGGACCAGGGAGGAGCUCAGCCAUGUCAAGGAGAAGUACAAAAGUCUUCUGCAGACACACAGUGGAACCAAACAAGCCAAUAACCUACUGGGGGAGCACCUGCACAUAGCGUCGGAGAGCUUGAGCAGCGAAAGGAAGUACCUAAUAGAUCGGGUGUCCCAGCUGAACUCGGAGCUGGAGGACGCCAACAGAACCAUCGCCGCCCUGGAGAACAUUAAUGUACCAUGCUUGAUAAAGGAGCUACUGGGGAAGCAAUUUGACUCAGCUGAGGCCGUACAGAAGUUUCUCACAACUUCCUCUGCAACUAGUCAUUUCCAGCAAACAGAUGGUCAGUCCCACUCUCCCAAUGCAGAGGAAGUGGCGCAUGAUUGGCUGACCAAAUCUGAGGCAGGUGCGCAGAGGGCCACAGCAUUCAUGCCAUUUAAACAGGGUCUGCCAGCAAAUAAAAAUGAGGCCAGUCUCUCAGGCCAGCAUGAGUCGAGCCCACCUUUCUCUGUGGCAGACAUCAGUGCUGCUAUCUAUAAGAAGAUGGCAGCCAGUUAUGCUGCCAGACCACAACCUGUUUACCCCGAAAGCCAGCAGCAGUUGUCCCUGGGCACUAACCACGCAGACACCCCUCCUGACCCCCAGCAUGCCCAUGUGGGUGGCAGCAGUUGGGGAGGGAGGGAUGGGUUAAAGGUGCUGCUUUUGGAGCAAGAUACUGGAGAUGUGAAUGCCAUGUCAGCCCAGCAGAUCCUGGAUGAUUUUAUGCAGCAUCUGCAGACACACAAGGAGGCCGUUGGAGGGAAAGAGCAGCAGAGUGGGCAGGAGUGGGGCAGUGGGGUGGAGCAAGCAGGAAAAGCAGACUGAAAUGGCCACCUGAGGACAUAUGUAUUUUGUCAUGUGUUUCAUGAAUACUUGUCAGCUGAAAUCAAUGUUUAAGAUACUCUGGCUGAAAAAACUGGCGUUUUCUUCUUUUCUAUCCAGGGCAUUAUUGUAGUUAUCCAUGUAAAAAGAAUAGAACUGAAAAGCAUUGUGUUGAAACCUGAAACCUGCCAAAAUGAGUUCAGAGUGAAUCAUUUUCACACGGAAAAAAGACAAACAUGCCCACUGAAAGAAAAACUUUGCAUCAGUAGUUGCACCAAUGAAUCAAGUACAAUGAUAUUUUUAUUAAGGAUUACAAUGUAUGCUUAUAUGUAUUUAUUAUGAAAGUGGUGUUUCCCCCAAAACAGUAUCAUGAAAUACCUGUGACAUAGGUUAGAGAGUAACUAUUGGGUCUCAAAUUAUAUAUUUUUUUGUUUAAUAGGAAAAGGAUGAAAAACAAACAAACAAACAAACAAACAAACAAACAAACAAACAAACAAACAAACAAAAAAAUAAUAAUAUUAGGUAGAGGUUAACUCUGUAUUAUUAGCAGCUGCUUUGGACCCCCAGGAUGCAUUAAAAAACCAAAACAUAAAAUUAAAGAAUGUACUAAAAACUAAAAAAGUAUGGUUUAAUAGCAGACUGACGAAUGAAACAAAUACCUUUUAACAGUUUGCUUACCUCUUGAAAUAAGGCAGCUUUAUUACAAGAGGCUCUUGUAACAUUAAAAUCUAAAAACGACUUUUCCAGCAUUUCAACCAGGGAUACUGACCUUAUGCCCAUGUUCAUAGAAAUAACUUUGUGUUCAUGUUUCCACUGCAGAUAUGAGAAAAUAAACUUCCAUCCAUCCAUCCAUCCAUCCAUCCAUCCAUCCAUCCAUCCAUCCAUCCAUCCAUCCAUCCAUCCAUCCAUCCAUCCAUCCAUCCAUCCAUCCAUCCAUCCAUCCAUCCAUCCAUCCAUCCAUCCAUCCAUCCAUCCAUCCAUCCAUCCAUCCAUCAGGUCAGGCAGGGUUACACCCUGGACAGGUCACCAGUCUAUUGCAGGACCAGACAACCACACGCUCACACUCAACUCUUAGGGUCAUUUUUGAACUGCAAAUUAACCCAACAUGCAUGUUUUUGGAUUGUGGAAGGAAAAUUGGUACCCAAUAUCCCUCAAAUAAUAUUAGCUAUAAUAAUAAAUUAUUUUAUCUAAUCAGAUCAUUUUAAAAUGUUCUCCUAUAUUCCAUGCAAUGAAUAUUUGAUUUCAUUGAGCGUUCAAAAUCUUGUGUAAAUAUGUAACAAUUUUGUAUUUAUGUGUAUACAGUAUGUCAUUCAUAAAACACCCUAACCCUUUCUUUCUGAAGGAAUUUGCAGUAGAAGUUUUGUGCUGAUGUAGUUUUGUAAAAUAUGAAGUUCGAAUACAAAGUUGUAGGCAAAGUGGUUUUAGGUAUUCCGAUAAUGUGUAAUAAAACAGCAGAAAUCAAAAUAAUGUUAUUUUAGCCUAUGUUACCUAUAGUGUCUCUCUGGAGUUGGUCAUUGUCAUCCCUGUAGUCUGUGCUAGUUCAGCUCUUCUAACAGUAAAGAUAAUUAUGUGCCAUAUUUCCAAAUAUGCAAACAUCCUUUAAUGUUAUACUUGUGAUUUUAGAACUGCUCAUCUUAUAUGUUGGUGAACCAAAGACAAUUUUCCAUGUACAAUAAAGAAUUAUUCUAUUCUAUUCUAUUCUAUUCUAUUCUAUUCUAUUCUAUUCUAUUCUAUUCUAUUCUAUUCUAUUCUAUUCUAUUCUGUUCUGUUCUGUUCUAUUCUGUUCUAUUCUAUUUUAUUCUAUUCUAUUCUUUGCAGAUAGUUAAUUCACCCAUUCAUUUGUUUGUUAUCUGUGACUUCUCCCUCCUUUUUGGUUUGUCAGCUUCACACACUUCGGCCCGAUGCAACAAAUGUGUACUUUAUUUUCCAAGUCUCAUGUGAUGCUCAUGUCACAUCACGAUUUUUAAAAUGAUUGAAAAGCUAAGUGAGAAAAGUGGUAAAUGAUGCAAACUUAAUAAAUAAAAUCCCAAUG
Cololabis saira (Pacific saury) is the source of this 5024-nucleotide messenger RNA. Its product is annotated as filaggrin. NCBI's taxonomy places the organism in Eukaryota, Metazoa, Chordata, Actinopteri, Beloniformes, Belonidae. Bases 386 to 2995 code for a protein of 869 amino acids. The transcript is spliced from 7 exons. The record is from RefSeq and is a predicted model, not a curated record.